UUCACGGACAGUCGUGUUGUAGUCGAGACUGUCUUGCAACUAUAAGUGCGAGCAGUCGAUCGGGAUCUACAUAUUCACGAUUUUUUUGCACCACGGCUUAUUAUUAUUUUUAUCGUGUCUGUAACAUUUAGUUUACUAAAUUUUUUUUUUUUUUAAUUUCAAGUACAGUAUUGCAUAUAAAGUUGUACUUGGAAUGCUCGUGAUUAAAUCAUGCAAUUAAAUGUGACAAUGUCUUCAUGGAUAUUAGGAUUGUUUGUAAUUAUUAUCAAUAAUUUGAUGUCGGUAAAAUCUUUUGAGUAUCCAGUUUAUAAUUUACGAUAUGAUGGAUACAGAGCUCAACAAUCUCCAGCAAUGCCAGCUAUUAGACGAUGGACUGAAACUUGGGGUGAUGGACCACGUCGUAGUCCUUUGUACCGUCGAGACACUCAGGAAAUGCCACCACGUCUGCAGUAUACAAAAUUAGUACGAGAACAAGAACCAAAAUCAGAUCCUCUUGUGACAAUUAGCGAAACUUUAGGAGCUCUUAAUACAGUUGGGAAUUUUAUCGUCAACAUGACUCGCGGUGUUGAUAAUUCAGACAAUCCAUCAAAAGAAUUGCCGUCUGCUAUUUACACGAUUUCUAAAAAUAUUUUAGGUCGAAAUGUAACCGACAGUAUUGCACCUUUGGUACGUGGGGUUACUUUACCUCUUCGUCCUUCUAGUUCAUCUUCAUCAUCAUCAUCAUCAUCAUCAACAGAAAGUCCUAGUGCCGAUAAUGAAAGCAAUGGAAAUGUUGUAAUUAGAGACAAAGAAUCAACAUCGUCAUCAUCGUGUACAACUGCCGAGGGUGGUCCAGGUAAAUGUCAAGAUCUCAGUAAUUGUCCUCAUCUGCUUCUAAACCUUACCAAGUUACGCCAGUCAUUGUGCUUCAAAAGUCUUUUUGUACCUGGGGUCUGUUGCCCAUUCGACAGACUGGAUCUAACGCCAACUAUUUUAAGUCCCGCGACGAGUUCACCGACUAGUGAAAGUGGACGACCACCAAGACCUCCUUAUCGGCCAUCAAAGCCAGUGACACCUAGACCUAUUCCUCUGUUUCCAAUAUCACCAGCACCUCCACUACCAUCCUCAACUUCUAGUCCUAGCACAAUUUUAAAACCAUUACCAGAUUUAUCCAACAACAGUUCAAAUAAUAUUGAAACAAUUGAUACCAUUGAUAAUAAUUUUAUUCAAGAUGAUGAAGAAUGUGGAGUAAGGAAUUCGGGAAAGUAUCGUGUUGUUGGUGGUGAAGAGGCUUUACCAGGUCGUUGGCCCUGGAUGGCCGCAAUUUUUCUUCAUGGUUCUCGACGUACUGAAUUCUGGUGUGGUGGUUCUCUCAUCGGACCAAAACAUAUUCUUACGGCAGCUCAUUGCACCCGAGAUCAACGACAACGACCUUUUGCAGCACGGCAAUUUACAGUACGUCUUGGUGACAUUGACCUUGAACGAGACGACGAGCCGUCCUCGCCCGAGACUUAUACAGUCAAGGCCGUACAUGCACACAACAAGUUCUCACGAGUUGGAUUUUACAAUGAUAUUGCUAUUCUUGAGCUCACCAGGCCUGUGAGAAAAUCACCUUACGUAAUACCAAUUUGUCUGCCUCAGGGUCGCUACCAGACUGAAGCAUUUCAGGGCGCAAGACCAACAGUUGUUGGUUGGGGCACCACAUAUUAUGGAGGAAAGGAGAGCACAGUUCAACGUCAAGCAGUUUUGCCAGUUUGGAGGAACGAGGACUGUAAUGCUGCUUACUUUCAACCAAUAACUGGAAACUUCCUUUGUGCUGGAUACAGUCAAGGUGGCAAAGAUGCUUGUCAGGGUGAUUCUGGUGGACCACUGAUGCUACGCGCUGAGGGUAAAUGGAUGCAAAUUGGUAUUGUUUCAUUUGGUAAUAAAUGCGGAGAACCCGGUUAUCCUGGUGUUUAUACUCGAGUCACAGAGUAUAUCGACUGGAUUAAAAGUAAUUCUAAUUAA
Molecule: messenger RNA, 1986 nt
Organism: Microplitis mediator
Lineage: Eukaryota; Metazoa; Arthropoda; Insecta; Hymenoptera; Braconidae
Product: proclotting enzyme-like
Exons: 7
Coding region: 211-1986 (591 amino acids)
Biological process (GO): proteolysis
Molecular function (GO): serine-type endopeptidase activity
Source: RefSeq, a predicted model, not a curated record